GAAGACCAAUUGUCAAACAGACAGCUGACAUGAGCCGCUUCUGCGCGAGUGGAUAUUUUCGUAUUUAAUCGUAUUAAAUGAUGAAAAACCACGAUGCAGGUAAAAUGCUGCAGUGCGUUCACCACGGAAACGUGCCCGCGACAUGUUAAACACAGUGAUACCGCCCGGUUAAUACAAACCUCGUGAAUAUUGCCUUAUGUAAAUAACAUUACGGCAUAGUUUUAGAUAAAGACUCUUUCCUUUUGUACUUUUUUAAUUAUGGCUGUACAAAAUAAGGUUUUAUACGCUUUCCGCGGUUGGAUAGCGUUUGUAGCUUUUAUGGACUUAGGAACUGCAGGAAGAUCGUAUAUAGAACGGAGAUCAUUUUUGGGCCCUAAUGGGGACAAUGAACAAUUGGAUGGUGACUACACUAUAUCCAGGAUGCUGGGGAUGUAUUCCGUGCUGAAGGCAUUAGCUCUCAUACACUGUACUCUAUACAUACACUACAGACCAGUUGUCUCCAUGGGUUACUGGUCUCUCACUCUGACCAUCAUUUUGUACUUCACUGAGGCCUUCUAUUUCCAUUCGACCAACUUGAAUUUCUACGUGGUAUUCCCGUGCGUUUUAAACAUUAUAACAUUACUAGGUUUGAUAUACUUACCGACGAAGCUAAAGCUAUUCGGCCAAGUUCCCGGUGUUUCCGGCAUGGAUAGGGAAGUCGAGGACGAGAACAUGCAGAUACUGAGGCAAAUGGGCAACUUCAGAAGAAGAAAACCGGGAAGUAAGAAUAAACAUGUGUGAUCAGGUUUCAGUAGUAAUACAGCCAAUGUUGGAGUGUUUGCGAUGUUGGAUCAAACAUUUGUGGAAUGCUGUUUAUAGGUUAGAGUUGCUGUAUUUUUUGUAGUUUUUCACGUGUCUACAUUCGUUUUUAUAAGAUUUUAAAUCGUUCGGAAAUCUCAUAGGGAGUCCAUUCAUCCUUUUACUAAAAAUUAUUUGGGCUAGAAUCAAUUAACUCUCUGAAGGCGGUUUGGACUGUCACAUCGGAGUCGAUUUUUUUUUCCUUUUAAAAAGUUAUCUAAAUUGCGGAAAAAAUGGUAAUCUGUUGGAGCAAGGUUCGUAAGUACGGUGGAUGUCGCAGACAUUCCAAUCGCAGCUCCUCUUGUUUAGCGGCCGUCUGCUGUUAAGUGUGUGGUCUAGCGUUGUCCAGUGGCAGCACUAUUUAAAAAAAAAUGUUUCGCACUAGGUGAUGUGACGCAAAUAUUUGUAUUCCAAACGAUAAUAUUGAAAACAUUUUUCCAGAUUUUAAUAGGGACUGAUUUUAUAAAUCUAAUGUAAUUAUAAUUAGCACCAAUAUUGGCCGUGUUUGAUCCAACGUUUGUUCAAACACAACUGUUCCUCACGCGUCAGCUUUAUAAAACACGCUGUAGAUGUUAGAAUAAGUCUAUUUUCAUACUGUAUCCGCCUACACUAGUCAGCAAUUUGACUUCAUUUCCAAAUACUUCGUUGAAAUAAAACUGUUUCAUCGCUGUUUUUAUAUUAUAAUUUUCUUCCGACGUUUCGAAGACUGCAGCCUUCGAAGUCACGGAGGAACUGAGGUGUUGGUCAAAGUUACAAUAUCAGAAAUUGUAAAACCCAAUUCCUUAGACCUUUCUGUAAACUCCUUUUUUAUUGUCUUGAGGGUGUCGUCUAAUGGGAUUAAGAGACAAUAGUUAUAGUAUGUCGAUUAAAUGUGUUUUCACGGGAGAAUAAUAAGGACUUCCAAAAACCUUGGCAACACCGUCAAAAGUGUAUACCACUGAUAAAUAUUAACACCCUUAUUCAUAGACUUUUUUACCUAAGAACGGAGUAUUGCUGGGAUAACAAGACUUUCUCAGUGGUGACGGCAUGGUAGCCUUCGCAGUGCGUAGACAUAGGGCCGUUGUGAUUGGCUAAUAUUGAGAUACAACUUUAAUCUAGUUGGUUGUCAGAUAAACAAAGCUGAGAAACAGACUUGUUAUCACAGCAAUGCUCUGUCCUUAGAUAAAUAACGUCUAUGACUAAGGGGGUAAUACUUGAUCUGAAGAUUAUUUAUAUUUAAAAUAAUGCGACAAACUGUGAAUGAUUCAUAUGUCCUUCCUUUUUAAUCUUAGUUAUACACAAGACAGGGCUAAAAGAUAUAUUGAAUAUACAGUACUAUACAAAUAUUAAAAGUGUAAGUAUCAAAAUGUUUUAAUUACAUACGUUCUUACUCGUAUAACCCGUAUCAUUAAAGAAUCGAAUCUAAAAUGGCGGCGCUUAUCAUGUUCUCUUGCUUGUACACUAGUGCCGUCUAUACUCACUCAGGCGUGUAUUACAGACAGUCUCCAUUUGAUUUCACGCUGUCUUGACGCGCUGUGAUUUUUUUAUGAAUUCGUUGUUAUACUUCUCUGUUAUUUAUCCAUUGUUACUUGUUUGCUAUUGUUAAGUUAAAAAUAAAGAAAUGUUGGGAGAGAGCCUCCCUGUUAUGAUUGAAUGCUUAUUAAAUAUUAUUAAUUUGAAAAAAAAUUACUGAAAUUUUACAUGCUAACUGUAUAUGUCAAAGUAAGUGCAAUCCGCCAUUUUAGAUUCGCUUCUUUAAUGCAGCGGGUUAUACUACAGAUAAGAGUGUUGCAAGUAGCGAUUUCAAAAAUGUACUAAACAUGCCAUGUAAACACAUUUAAUCCACAAACUAUGUAUUAACUGAUAAUCUCACUUAAUCUAGUCGUAAGUACAUCUUAUAAACUAUUAUUUAAGCAUAUAAAUUUUAAUUAUAUUAUGUAUUAUUUAUAAUAGAGUUGCUAAGUAUAUAGCAAUGUAUGAACCGAAGAUUUACAACUGUUUUUGUUUUAUUGUGUGUACAAAUGUUUUUAAACAAAUUCAAGGGCUUUUAGUAGGCAAUAUAUAAUUGAUGAUAUAUUAAUCGAUGUACAAAGGUGAUCUUAGGGGGAGGCGUUUACUGGUGGUAGGUCUCUCAUAUGUAAGAGUCCGCCUGGGUAGGUAUCACCGCAAUGUCUAUUUCUGCCAAGCAGCAGUGUGUAGUCACUGUUGUGUUCCGGUUUGAAGAACGCUGUAGCCAGUGUAACUACUGGGCAUAAGACUUAGCUUCUCAUGUUUCAGUGAGCGCAGUGGAAUAACAAACGCACUUUGUAAUUCAAGGUGUUAAUGUUCCUACUGUUUAUCGAUCGUAUCGCUUACCAUCAGGCGAACGGCAAGCUCGUCCCGUCAUUUUAUUAAAAAAGGCGAGCGUGGCAACCGCCCGGCGUCUCACGCGAUGUAUUGGAUCUUUUACGAUUUUACCGACGAAACUAUUAAAACUGGGGAUCUUUUUACUGCUCUGGGGUCUCGCGUUGUAUAGGACCGCCAUUGUCAGUAAGUACAAUUGCGGUCUAUUUGAAUAAACGAUUAUAUUUUAAGUACGGAUCGAUAGUAAGAAUAAUAAUAUCAGCCCUGUAUUAUACAAUUGUCCCACUGCACGGGCCUCGGGAAAUAUUUUCGCUUCUGCCCACCCCUUAAGGAUCACAAGCGGUAUGUUAAAAUAAAACGUAAUAUCGACCAUUGAAAAGCUAAUUGACGUAAGCGACAUUUUUGUUUCGAAAAACUUUACUAGGCUAAAAAUACUUCUUUUUAUUUGUUCCUUGACUGAAAAUUGAUUAAAUAGUCCAUUUUUGUUUUGUAUCUGAUAUUAUUACUCGACAUUGGCAACAUCACCGAUAAAUAAAAGGUGGCAGCCGUAUAAUAGGAAAA
Molecule: messenger RNA, 3720 nt
Organism: Manduca sexta (tobacco hornworm)
Lineage: Eukaryota; Metazoa; Arthropoda; Insecta; Lepidoptera; Sphingidae
Exons: 4
Coding region: 259-780 (173 amino acids)
Cellular component (GO): endoplasmic reticulum; membrane
Molecular function (GO): protein-macromolecule adaptor activity
Source: RefSeq, a predicted model, not a curated record